Molecule: messenger RNA, 2188 nt
Organism: Antrostomus carolinensis (chuck-will's-widow)
Lineage: Eukaryota; Metazoa; Chordata; Aves; Caprimulgiformes; Caprimulgidae
Gene: DIAPH3
Product: diaphanous related formin 3
Exons: 17
Biological process (GO): actin filament polymerization
Cellular component (GO): actin filament
Molecular function (GO): actin binding
Source: RefSeq, a predicted model, not a curated record
AUGCUUAUCAAGGUAGCUUGCAUGCAGCUCAUCAAUGCUCUUGUUACGUCUCCUGAUGACUUGGAUUUUAGGCUUCACAUAAGAAAUGAAUUUAUGCGCAGCGGAUUGAAAGAGAUAUUGCCACAAUUGAAAUGUAUAAAGAACGAAGCACUAGAUAUUCAGCUGAAAGUGUUCAAUGAGCAUAAGGAAGAAGACAUGAUCGAAUUCUCUCACCGUUUAGAAGAUAUUAGAUCUGAACUAGAUGAAGUAAAUGAUGUUUACAACAUGGUGUGGAAUACAGUUAAGGACACUAGCGCUGAAGGAUAUUUUCUUUCUAUUCUCCAACAUCUUUUGUUGAUAAGAAAUGAUUAUUUUAUACGUCCACAGUAUUUCAAAUUAAUCGAAGAGUGUGUAUCCCAGAUAGUGUUACAUCGAAGUGGAACAGACCCAGAUUUCACAUAUCGUAAAAGAUUAGAUAUAGAUUUCAGUCACUUAGUAGAUAUUUGUGUAGAUAAAGCAAGAUUAGAAGAAUGUGAAGAGAGGGCUUCUGAACUUUCCAGAAAAUUUGAAAAAGAUUUUGUAGUUCAUCAGGAAACCCAGGCCCUACUGCAGAAAAAAGAAGAAAAAAUCAAUGAACUUGAAGCAGAAUUACAAGCUUUUAAAUCACAGUAUGGAUCCUUGCCACCUGGUUUUCUACCAUCAACACGUGAAGAUGCAUCUAUCAUUCCACUGGAAGCUGCAGGACCACAUCAACUGCCACCUCCUCCUCCUCCUCCACUGCCUUGUAAUGGAGCAAUUCCACCACCACCACCUCCCCCUCCUCCUCCACCACCUUUGAAUGGCUUGGGAAUUCCUCCGGCUUUUGGUGGUGCUCCUCCACCACCGCCUCUACCAGGCCUACCUGGAGCACAGUGGUCUCCACCUUCAUGUACUUUGCCGUUUGGAAUGAAACCUAAAAAAGAAUUCAGACCUGAGGUUACCAUGAAAAGACUCAACUGGUCCAAGAUCAGGCCUCAGGAAAUGACAGAAUCCUGUUUUUGGGUCAAGGCAGAGGAGGACAAGUAUGAGACUGCUGACAUGCUUUGCAAAUUGGAACUUACCUUUUGUUGUCAAAAAAGGGUAAAAAAAGAGGACCAGAGUUUUGAAGAAAAGAAAUCCAUUAAGAAACGAAUUAAAGAAUUAAAAGUUUUGGACCCAAAGAUUGCACAGAAUCUGUCAAUUUUCCUUGGCUCUUUCCGAGUGCCUUAUGAAGAAAUCAAAAUGAUGAUAUUGGAAAUAGAUGAAAAACAGCUGUCAGAGUCCAUGAUUCAGAAUUUAAUAAAACAUCUUCCUGAUCAAGAACAAUUGAAUGCAUUGUCCAAGUUCAAGAAUGAGUAUAAUAAUUUGUCUGAGCCGGAGCAGUUUGGAGUUGUGAUGAGCAAUGUGAAGAGACUACGGCCACGGCUCAGUGCUAUUCUUUUUAAGCUUCAGUUUGAGGAGCAGGUGAACAACAUCAAACCCGACAUCAUGGCUGUCAGUGCUGCCUGUGAAGAGAUAAAGAAGAGUAAAAGCUUUAGCAAGCUGCUGGAACUAGUAUUGUUAAUGGGAAACUACAUGAAUGCAGGUUCUAGGAAUGCACAAACCUUUGGAUAUAAUCUCAGCUCCCUAUGUAAACUGAAGGACACAAAGUCGGCAGAUCAAAAAACAACAUUGCUCCAUUUUCUUGUAGAAGUGUGUGAAGAAAGCCAUCAGGAUGUCCUGAAUUUUGUUGAGGAUUUGCAACAUUUAGACAAAGCUAGUAAAGUCUCAGCAGAAAACCUGGAGAAGAGCCUGAAGCAUAUGGAGAAGCAACUCCAACAGCUUGAGAAGGAUUUGCAGACAUUUCCAAUUCCGGAAGAUAAGCAUGAUAAGUUUGUAGCAAAAAUGUCAAGCUUUCUAGUUCAUGCCAAAGAAGAUUUUCAGAAACUUUCACGAAUGCAUGAGAACAUGGAAAAACUCUAUCAGAAUGUGAUGAAAUAUUAUGCCAUUGAUCUGAAGAAAGUUUCGGUGGAGGAGUUUUUAAUGGACUUAAACAACUUCAGGACAAUGUUCAUGCAAGCAGUAAAGGAGAACAUGAGAAGAAGGGAAGCAGAAGAAAAACAGAGACGUGCUAAAAUAGCUAAGGAGAAGGCAGAAAAAGAAAAACAAGAGAGGCAACAAAAGAAAAAGCGCUUGUUAGAGAUGAAAACAG